Messenger RNA from Telopea speciosissima, 1234 nucleotides. RefSeq lists its product as uncharacterized. The transcript has 4 exons. Bases 415 to 1233 code for a protein of 272 amino acids. NCBI's taxonomy places the organism in Eukaryota, Viridiplantae, Streptophyta, Magnoliopsida, Proteales, Proteaceae. The record is from RefSeq and is a predicted model, not a curated record.
GGGUUGGUAUGACGACGUGGGGAGAGCAUCGUCGAAAUAGAGUCUGGAACUCUGGUUGGGGUGGAAGAAGUCAGCAACAUAUCUUGUCGUCUUGUCUCUGAUGUGUGAAGAUCCCAAACCUCCCUCCCAAGUUUUAUUCCAUGGAAACUGUGUAAAGUAACAAUAACCAGACGGGCGUGAACUCGGAAGUCUUCUGUCUCUUGAUCAAUCGAGUCCAAGAAUCUCCUUCCUUUAAGCAAACUUUCACUAACUUCAUUUGCGACAAGCAAUUCGAUUCUAUUCGAUUCUCCUUUUUAUCUGGCUUUCUACUUCCGCUUUCUUCUCUUCAAUUCGAUUUCGGGAGUGCCGCUUUGAGAGCCCUACAUUACCUUCCUAAAUGCAGAGUCUAUCCUCCUGAGUUGGAAAUAGAAUAGAAUGGCGAUCACACAUGCGGAUCUCGCUCCAGGUCCUCGAAGCACAGAGCUGGGAAGCAAAACCGGCACUUGUGUUAUGGUCUUGUCUAUACUCGUUGGUCUCAUCAGCUUCGUUUUAUGCCUCGUCGCUGAAUCCACAAGAUCAGAGGUGACAUGGGUGUUGAAUGUGAAAGGUGGGAGCAAAGGAGGAGAGAGAUACGAAUGCGUAUACAGUGGGAGUGGGAAGACACCAUUGUUGUCUGGGGUUGGUGCCUUUCUGGGUCUCGCCAUUGCUGUCAUCGUUCAAUAUGCUUACCUGAUCAUCGCUGUUAGCAAGUCUACUCCUCCCCCUUUGAUUGCUUGGGACCCUGACUCUCGCUCUGCCAAGUCCAUUGCCUGCCAAGCCGGCGUUCUAUUUCUCACUACCUGGGUAUGCUUCGCGGUAGGGGAGGUGCUUUUGCUGAUCGGACUGAGUGUGGAAUCGGGGCAUCUCAAGAAGUGGUGGAGACCAAAACCGACUUGCCUCGUCGUCGGUCCGGGUUUAUUUUCCGCCGGUGGAGUCUUCGGACUCACGACCGUAUUCCUUUCUUCGGGUCUUUACCUCACGGCUUUACGGGCACUUAAGCUUCGGCAACAGGAGGAUAACGUGCGCCAGGAGGUACUCAACACAUCUUUCCUUUUUGCAUCUCCACCAAGAUCACCUACUCAUCGCAUCACAGAUCAUCCACGUGUAUGGCAACAAUACACAGAUCGACAGCCACCGUCCCCUGGGGAUGGGACCCUGACUGGAACUGCAACUGUGGACCCACCUCCUCUGUACAAAUCUACGCCUUCAGUUUGAA